AUGCCGCCCGACAGGAUCUGCAACGAUGAAAUGAUAGUAAAUACAUCUUAUCGGUUGCAGAUAUCACACCCACAACAAGCGCAGAUGACCUAUAGGUUACUGCGCUACUGGCUUAAAUGCCUUUUUGAUUGUGCCCGAUUGAGAUCCAACUGUAACUGUAGAAGACAGAUAUUCUCCUUGAACUACAAAGAGCUCUCUUGUCUUGACUGA
Molecule: messenger RNA, 210 nt
Organism: Penicillium roqueforti
Lineage: Eukaryota; Fungi; Ascomycota; Eurotiomycetes; Eurotiales; Aspergillaceae
Exons: 6
Coding region: 1-210 (69 amino acids)
Source: RefSeq, a predicted model, not a curated record